This is a messenger RNA of Ogataea philodendri, 1023 nucleotides long. RefSeq lists its product as uncharacterized. Gene Ontology annotation, cellular component: cytosol. Bases 1 to 1023 code for a protein of 340 amino acids. The record is from RefSeq and is a predicted model, not a curated record. NCBI's taxonomy places the organism in Eukaryota, Fungi, Ascomycota, Pichiomycetes, Pichiales, Pichiaceae. Gene Ontology annotation, molecular function: hydroxypyruvate reductase [NAD(P)H] activity; glyoxylate reductase (NADPH) activity; NAD binding. The transcript has a single exon.
AUGUCGACGUAUAAAGUGUUAAGAUUUGGACCCGUGAGAUUCGCUCAGGAAGCAUGGGCUGAACUGGCCGCCAAGCCCAACGUGGAGGUGGUGGAGUCGUCAGCUUCUUCUAGAGACGAAUUUGUGAAGGAGUUGAAGUCCGGCAAGUUCAAGGACGUUGACAUCAUUGCCAGAACGUUUGAGAGUGUCAAGCAGACUGGUCUGGUCGACAAGGAGCUGUUGAGUUUGUUGAAGGAGACCACUCAGCUGAAAGCAAUUUCUCACAACGGUGCGGGAUACGACCAGGUGGACGCUGUUGAGUGCGGCGAAUUGGGAAUCCAGGUUUCCAAUGUUCCGUCGCUUGUGGACGCAGCAACAGCCGACUCGCAUAUCUACCUGUUGCUGGGAGCAUUGAGAAACUUCCAACUCUCCACCCUGAACCUGUUGAAAGGUAAAUGGCCAACCAGCAAGUGUGCAGGCACGCCAAUUGGCCACGAUCCCGAAGGAAAGGUGCUUGGUAUCUACGGAAUGGGCGGAAUUGGCCGUGCUGUGAGAGACAGAGCCAAACCGUUUGGGUUCAAGAAGAUCAUCUAUCACAACAGAAACAGACUUGCUGCUGAGCUGGAAGGCGGUGCUGAGUACGUUACGUUUGACGAGCUGCUGAAACAGUCGGACGUCAUUUCGAUUAACAUCCCACUCAACAGUGCCACCAAGCACUCGAUCAACAAGGACGCCAUUUCUAAGAUGAAGGACGGGGUGGUUAUCGUCAACACGGCCAGAGGAGCCAUUGUCGACGAGAGCGCCUUGCUUCCGGCCCUGAAAAGCGGCAAGGUUGGCUCUUUUGGUGCAGAUGUGUUUGAAAACGAGCCAAACGUCAACAUGGAGCUUGUGGAGCAGCCAAAUGUGGUUUCGCUGCCACACAUGGGCACCCACACCGUCGAGACCAUGAAGGCCAUGGAGGAGUUUGUUGUUGAGAACGUUACCAAGUACGUCGACACGGGCAAGGUUUUGACGAUCGUUCCUGAAUUGAAGGGUAAAUUCUAG